Messenger RNA from Leptopilina boulardi, 1746 nucleotides. RefSeq names its product chymotrypsin inhibitor-like. Lineage: Eukaryota; Metazoa; Arthropoda; Insecta; Hymenoptera; Figitidae. The transcript is spliced from 3 exons. Bases 364 to 633 code for a protein of 89 amino acids. The record is from RefSeq and is a predicted model, not a curated record.
AUACCAAUCGAUUUAUUAUAAUGCAAGGAAUGCAAUAAUUUUAUGUUUAAACUUGAAUUUAAACAAACACAAUUUUUUUAUGUAUAUUAAUUUCAGUGUUACUGCUUCCUCCAUGAGGAAGCAAAUUUUUUGCAUCAUAUAAUGAGGAAGCAAAAUGUUCAUGAAAUGAACAUAAAGGACACCCUACUUGUUUGCUUUCUCUCACUCUUUGAAUUUUGGACACUAUAAAAUCAAUUUUUGACAGUAUCUUCCUAACAGUCUAAGUUUAACUGUCGCUUAGAAUAUUUGACAAAGAAAAAUCAUUUUGCAAAAAUUUUAUUAGUUAUCAUAGUUGUAUUUCAACAUUUAUAAGUCUUCAUUAACAUGUCUCCAAUCUUUACGUUUACAUUACUUUUGUCCAUUGCUGCAAUUCAUUGCCUGCCGGCGAACAAUCAACGUCAAUGUGGACCCAAUGAAAUUUUCGACAGGUGUGGAGUUUCAAGUUCUUGUCACAACACAUGCCUCAUUCCAAAUAAUUGGAAGUGUGUAAAUGACUUGGUUUGUCAUCCUGGCUGUGAAUGCAAAGAAGGAUAUGUAAGGGAACUUCAGUCCAAUAGGUGUAUUUUACCUUCGCAAUGCCCAAAUAGAGGAUAACUCUAAAUAAUAAAUGUAAUGCAUAAUUUCCUCUUAAUUUUGGUAUCAAAAGUAAUAAUCUUAAUGUAGAAGGGUUUUCCUCUCGAAAAAAUCCUCUUAAAGGAAGAAUAAUAUUCAAAUAUUUUGACAAGUUGAAAAUAACCGUAAUACACAUGUUUUGAAUAAAUUAUUAGAAAUAAUGGUUAUGUAUUGAUAAUAAAGUACAGUUUUGACACAUUGAAUUAAAUGUUGAUAUCAAAACCUCAACCUCAAAAAUUCCUAGUGUUAUUAAUGUCAAGAGAACCAAUAAUUUUUUUAAAUUUGAAUAAUAUAAUAAAUAUUUAAUAAGAUUUAAUUAUUUACAUUCAAAAAAGGUAAAUUAUAAUAGAUUCCUGGAAUAAAGAUAAUUAAACAUCUCUGAAAAAAAUUUCUUGCUUUUUGCUGAGCAUCAAUACAUUAGAUUUAAUUACAAUAAUAAUAAAAAAUGCUAUAGCCAGUUGCAAAUAUCAAACAAGUUCGACGCAAAUAUUUAAGAAAAUUAGUAAGAAAUGAAGAUUCAUACGAAGCUGUAGUACGCAACGUUUAUGAUAAACGAUUUUUGAAGAAAAAAUUUUUUAAAAUGAAAAAUUCUGUAAUUUUUUAUUUUAAAAAAUUAUUUCUUAAAAAAUCGAUUCAUCGAGAGGUUAUAUUUUCUGUAUUUAUACACAACACUAUUAUUACAAAAUACGAAAAUUGACAGUUUCGAAAAACAAAAGCGCAAAUGUCAAACAGGAAAAAAAUGUAAUCGAUAUCAUGUAUUUACUUUUUCUUUUUUCAAAUAUACUAAAUUUAAUCAGGAAAAUCGUAAUUGAAGAGGAAAAUGCAAAAGUACUCCUUUCGUCAUUGUUCCAUUACAACAAAGAAUAAAAAUAUUCUACAGUGAAAUGGAAUAUUCGUAUUUUAAGAGGAAAUAUUCAGAGGAUUUUAGAAGAGGAAUUUUCCUCUAAAUUUAAGAUUACUUUUUUUUGGGUGCAAUAUAUGCUAUAUAAGUAAGAAAUAUAAUAAUAAAAUAAAUAAUUAUUUACAUCUAAAAAAAUAUUUUGUUUCUUUAAAUUGUAUAAAUAUUGAAAAAAGGAAAUAAAUGAAUUAAAAUGA